AUGGCAACGACGAUGGGUACCAGCAACGACCACUUCCUCGGCGUCGACGUCGGCACGGGGAGCGUCCGGGUCUGUAUCAUUGAUGGAACUGGGGAAAUCAAAGGUCUUGAAUCGAAGGACAUCAAGACUUGGCAUGAGAAGGCAGAUUAUUACGAGCAAUCCACGGAGGACAUCUGGAGCGCGAUAUGCUACUGUAGUAGGCUAGUAUUGGAGAAAUCCGGGCUUGACGGGGCGAGCGUUAAGGGUGUGGGAUUCGACGCUACAUGUUCGCUCGCCAUGGGAAGAGGAAUGUUAUUUGUUUGUGUCCUCCUUCGCCCAGAGAAAGAGACCAAAGCGGUUAACGCGACAAAUCAUAAGCUCCUCCAAUAUGUCGGUGGUUCGAUGUCUAUCGAGAUGGAGAUCCCGAAAGUCCUCUGGUUGAAGAAUAACAUGCCCAAGGAACUGUUCAACAAAUGCAAGUUCUAUGACCUGGCGGACGUUCUCACGCAUAUGGCCACGGGGAAGGAAACGAGAUCCUACUGUAGCGCUGUGUGCAAGCAGGGGUUUGUCCCCGUGGGCGUGGAUGGGAGUGUUAAGGGUUGGCAGGAGGACUUCCUGAACGAUAUUGGAUUACCCGAGUUGGCGGAGAAUGGUUUUAUGAGGAUGGGGGGUGUGCAUGGAGCUAGCGGGACGAUGCUAUCCGCCGGCGAGUUGGUUGGGGGGCUCAGUGAGAAGGCGGCGAAGGAGCUUGGACUCGUUGCUGGGAUCAAGAUUGGCAGCGGGGUUAUCGAUGCCUACGCGGGAUGGAUUGGAACCGUCGGGGCUAAAAUGGAGAUGCCGCAGAACCUGCUGUCCGGGGGUCAUGCGGGGAGUCUCGAACAGGCUUUCCGCAGACUUGCGGCGGUUGCGGGAACCAGUACCUGUCAUUUAGUCAUGUCGAGGGAUCCGAUUUUUGUUCCGGGGGUUUGGGGCCCAUACCGUGACGUCUUGCUACCCGGUUACUGGAUGGCGGAAGGCGGACAAUCGUCCACUGGAAGUCUUCUACAUAAUGUUUUGACAACACACCCCUCCUACAAUGAUGCCCUGGAGAAGUCCAACGAGCUCUCGAAAAACAUAUUCGAAUAUCUCAACGAGCACCUGGAGACCCUACGGAAAUCCGAAUGCGCUCCCGCAAUUGGAUACCUCGCCCGCCACCUCUUCUUCUACGGCGACAAGCACGGCAACCGCUCCCCGAUAGCCGACGCGGCCAUGCGCGGCGCAAUCGUAGGUCUAAGCAUGGACUCGAGCAUCAAUGACCUCGCACUCCAAUACUUUGCAGCAAUGGAAUUCAUCGCCCAGCAAACACGCCACAUCAUCGACACGUUGAACAGCCGGGGUCACGAAAUCACAAGCAUCUUCAUGAGUGGCGGGCAAUGCAAGAACGACAUCCUCAUGCAUCUGAUCGCCGACGCAACUGGAUACCCAGUCGUGAUCCCCAGGUACAUCGACGCAGCAGUCGUCCUGGGAGCCGCAAUGUUGGGCGCUAAAGCUGCGAGCGUCGACAGUGAGGGGAAUACCGAGAGUUUGUGGGCUAUCAUGGAUAGGAUGAGUAAGCCCGGGAGGACGAUUUACCCGACUGAGAAUGCCAACGAGAGAAAGUUGCUUGGAGCUAAGUAUGAGGUCUUUUUGCACAUGUCGAAGGCUCAGCAGACCUAUAGGGAUAUGGUCAACGCUGCUAUCGGGGAUUGGAAGGCUUAGUUUGGUGGGGCUUGCUUGGCUCGGAACGUACACUAUAGACUUCAUAAUAUCGUGUGUGUGCUGUGGAUAGUCCCCGUCAUACUUUGGUGGUGGUGGUGGUGGUGUUGGGAUUUUUGAUGCUUCCAUGUUUUGUAAUGUCAGCAAACUAGCCUCUAUGGGCUUUCAUUUAGAUGUAGGAGAAACAGUAUUCAAUUGGUCGGCCUUU
This is a messenger RNA of Tuber melanosporum (Perigord truffle), 1921 nucleotides long. RefSeq lists its product as uncharacterized. Gene Ontology annotation, biological process: carbohydrate metabolic process. The coding region runs from base 1 to 1716 and encodes 571 amino acids. Lineage: Eukaryota; Fungi; Ascomycota; Pezizomycetes; Pezizales; Tuberaceae. The transcript has 7 exons. The record is from RefSeq and is a predicted model, not a curated record. Gene Ontology annotation, molecular function: kinase activity; phosphotransferase activity, alcohol group as acceptor.